Molecule: messenger RNA, 681 nt
Organism: Prunus persica (peach)
Lineage: Eukaryota; Viridiplantae; Streptophyta; Magnoliopsida; Rosales; Rosaceae
Product: pEARLI1-like lipid transfer protein 3
Exons: 2
Coding region: 101-487 (128 amino acids)
Source: RefSeq, a predicted model, not a curated record
UGUUCACUAGUAUCUAUAUCCACCACCUAAAAAUCCGUCUACAAGUUAACCCAAGAAUAUCAAUCAGUCACUUCACUGCCUGAGGGAAUUCAGUUCUAAAAUGCCUUCUCAUAAUGCAUUUACGAUUGCUCUUCUUCUCUCCCUUAACUUUGUAUUUUUCACUGCAGUGAGUUCAAAUCAUCAUGUACCUAAUUGUCCACCAACACCACCAAAAUCCCCAAAACACCCUCCCCCCUCAACCCCAACCCCAAAACACCCUCCUCCCUCAACCCCUACCCCAACCCCAAAACACCUUGUUGUGGGGACCCAAUCAAAGACUCCUUGUUGCAGCCUCAUUGCAGGUCUUUCUGAUGUUGAUGCUGCUGUGUGUCUUUGCACUGCCAUUAAGGCCAACGUUUUGGGCAUCAAUCUUAAUGUGCCAGUCUCCUUAAGCUUGCUUUUGAAUUACUGUGGUAAAUCUGUCCCAACAGACUUCCAAUGCACCUAGUGGUGCCAUGACCUUCUCACCUACUGCUGCCCUUUCAACAGCUUUGUUUCAAUAAAAGACAGGCCAUUAAUGUUUGGCUGUAAUACAUUAGGCAUGUUUCCUUCGAAAUGUAACUAAUAUGGACAAUGUUCUCUCCAAGCAAUGCUCAUAUGUUUCCCUUUGAAUUGAAAACCUUGCUACUUCUUAUCUUUUCA